Messenger RNA from Papaver somniferum (opium poppy), 1268 nucleotides. Its product is annotated as putative F-box protein At5g55150. The record is from RefSeq and is a predicted model, not a curated record. The transcript has a single exon. NCBI's taxonomy places the organism in Eukaryota, Viridiplantae, Streptophyta, Magnoliopsida, Ranunculales, Papaveraceae. Bases 269 to 1234 code for a protein of 321 amino acids.
ACUGUUCAUUACAAAAUAAUAAAGACAAAAGGGAGAGACUAUCGACGGAAAAUCCAAAUAGAUAUUAGUGUUUGAUUUUCAUUGGACUUCGAUAUCCUUCUUUUCAUCUCAUCAUCCAAUAGAAGAAUCAGAUUUCCCUAUCUCUCUCUCGGAUCACCGGAUCAGCCAAUUUCUCUUGAUCCAGGUUUUUCUUCAGCUUUCUCUGAUUUGAAUAAUUUUAACCUCUUUGAUCUGUUUAUUUCUUUCAUUUUUCACUUUAUUAACCAAAAUGGAUGUGAAUUGGUCGGAACUUCAACCUGAAUUGGUACAACUUAUUGCUAAUAAGCUAACCAGCUAUAUUGAUUACAUUAGAUUUCGUUCAGUCUGUGUAAAUUGGCACUCAACUUUAUCACCUACUCAUCGUUACUUACCUUACCAAUUUCCAUGGCUAAUGCUUCCUUAUACUGGAAAUUGUUGCCGUUUCUUUAAUCUCUCGGCAAACAAGGUCUACCAAUUGAACUUACCACUACCAAAGGCUCCAGUUCCGAGCCGUUGUUGUGGUUCUUCACAUGGCUGGCUUGUUUUUCAGGUAGAAAAUAACCCAAGCAUAUUUCUUUUUAAUCCGCUCACAAGCAUUCAAAUCCAGCUUCCUCCAUUAACAGCAUUCCCAAAUGUAUUGGAUUUUGAUGUUAAUAAAGUUGGUAAAGAGUAUCUUUUUCGAGAUUCGCCUACAAAUGAUCCAUACAGAUGUAGUGCUGUUGAUAUUCUUGAUUCUUUUAUUAAGAAAGUAGUUUUUUCUUCGUCUCCUACUUCAGAUGAGUACAUUGUUCUAGUAAUCAUGAAUGAAACAGGCCAACUGGUUUAUUGUAAGAAAGGAUUUGAAUCAUGGAAAAUGAUUGAUGGUGCCCAAGGCUACUCUCAGGAUGUUAUAUUCUACAAAGGACUAUUCUAUGCUGUAACCAAGAGAGGGGCUAUUGCAAUUUGUGAUGUCACUGGUGAAUCUCCAGUGGUGACAAUCAUUACAACACCGCCGCUACGAAGACCAUUACCAAGUCGAACAAUACUUGUAGAUUAUGAUCGUUAUUAUUCUGAUGAAUUACUUUAUUUGGUGGAUGUGCUUGGUGAGCUGUUGCUGGUUGCGAGGUAUUUUGAACUUGUAGUGGAUACUGAGCCGAAUAUGUCAGUUUACAAAACAGUUGGUUUCUUUAAGUUAAUAAGUCCUGUAAUAUUUGACUUGAACUGUUUCAUUCCCUAACGUAUCUUUCAAGUCGUGCAUAUUGAAAACAUAA